AUGGCGCCAAAGUCGCGCUUCACGAGGCUCGAUGCCUUCACAAAGACUGUCGAUGAGGCCAGGGUGAGAACCACAUCGGGCGGCAUUGUCACCAUAGUGUCGCUCCUCGUUGUUCUUUACCUUGCCUGGGGAGAGUGGAGCGACUACCGCACUGUGGUCAUCCACCCGGAGCUCAUUGUGGACAAGGGCAGAGGCGAGCGCAUGGAGAUUCACCUCAACGUCACAUUCCCUCAUGUGCCGUGCGAGCUUCUAACACUUGAUGUGAUGGACGUCUCUGGUGAACAGCAGCACGGCAUCAUGCACGGUAUCAACAAACUGCGCCUAAAGCCUUCGGCAGAGGGUGGUGGUGUGAUUGAUAUCAAGGCCCUGAACCUGCGUGAAGAAAAAGACGUCGCCGUCCAUCUUGCUCCCGACUACUGCGGCUGCUGCAACACCUGCGAGGAAGUUCGAGAUGCCUACGUCCGCUCCGGAUGGGCUUUCGGAAGCGGCGAACGCAUCGAACAGUGCGAGCGUGAACACUAUUCGGAGAAGCUCGAGGAACAAAAGGCUGAGGGCUGCCGCAUUGAGGGCAGCCUCCGGGUGAACAAGGUUGUUGGAAACUUCCACCUGGCGCCCGGCCGAAGCUUUAGCAGUGGAAACCACCACGUGCACGAUCUCAAGAGCUACUGGGAGCCAGGCAAGAAGAACGUCAAGCACGACUUCAGCCAUACCAUCCACUCUCUUCGGUUCGGCCCCCAGCUUCCUGCCGAUGUCACCGCUAGGCUUGGAUCCAGUAGCUUGCCGUGGGUCAACCACCACUUCAACCCCCUCGACGGCACCAAGCAGGUGACGACCGACCCGAAUUUCAACUUUAUGUACUUUGUCAAGAUCGUCCCUACCUCUUACCUUCCGCUUGGGUGGGAGAAGAAGGUCCGCCGCAUCAUCGACGAGGAUCGUGCCGACCUUGGCGCUUUGGGCGCUGCCGGCGAUGGCAGUGUCGAAACGCAUCAGUACUCAGUUACCAUUCAUAAGCGCAGCCUGAGCGGAGGCAAUGACGAAGAUCAUGCGGAAAAGUUCCACGCCAAGGGUGGAAUUCCUGGUGUCUUUUUCUCAUAUGAUAUUUCGCCCAUGAAGGUCAUCAACCGUGAGCAGCCGUCCAAGUCUUUUACUGGUUUCCUUACCGGCUUGUGCGCUGUCAUCGGCGGUACCCUUACCGUCGCUGCUGCAGUUGACCGGGGCCUUUUCGAGGGAACCACCAGGCUUAAGAAGCUACGAGCCAAGGACAACUAA
This is a messenger RNA of Parascedosporium putredinis, 1269 nucleotides long. NCBI's taxonomy places the organism in Eukaryota, Fungi, Ascomycota, Sordariomycetes, Microascales, Microascaceae. The record is from the annotation of a GenBank genome assembly.